UCCAUAACAAGCCUCCAACUUGUUCCUCUGUGAUGCCCUUGCCCUCACACGGAUGCACCCUGUUCUGAUGGAGUUGCCCCAGGUGCACUUUUUCAGCCACUUUUCCUAUGAUGGAGGCGAGCACCUUUUGGAGAACUGACUUACUUUAAAGUGGGAUUUCUGAUCAAUGUGCCACCUCACUGACAUGGCAAAGCCUUUGGAUCACAUCAAGAGACCCAUGAACGCCUUCAUGGUGUGGUCAAGAGGUCAGAGGAGACAGAUGGCCCAGGAAAACCCCAAGAUGCACAACUCUGAAAUCAGCAAGAGACUGGGCGCGCAGUGGAAGCUGCUCUCAGACUCGGAGAAACGUCCCUACAUCGACGAAGCCAAGAGGCUGCGCGCCCAGCACAUGAAGGAGCAUCCGGACUACAAGUACAGACCGAGGCGCAAAGCGAAGGGUCUCCUGAAGAGGGAGCGCUUCGUGUUCCCGCUGCCGCCCGGGUUUGGAGAAGCUGCGGACAACUUGAAGGGGUUUCCCGGGGAUCCCUUCCUCUUUCCUGGAGACAAAUCUCGGGCUCUGUUCGACCACAGCACCUCCUUCUCCUCUUCACAUUUCUCUCUGUUAGAGUCACACCUGAGCACCGCGGCUGUCCAGCGGCUGGCAGACGUGACGCACACCCGGUUGCCCUACAGCCCGCACGCCUUUGGCUUCCACUCCGGCGGCGUCGGCGCAGUACCUUGUGGAGGGCAACCAAUCCACACCCACCUGUCACCCACCUCCAGCCCCGGGUAUUUGAUGCCGUGCAGUUGUAGCGUCUGGUCUGCGGCCAGUUUGCAGCCCCAGGUGGCGUACAUUCUGUUUCCGGGAGGAAAGAACCGGAGCGGCACGGAUCCACACUCUUCACCCGGCUGCAGCAGCGCGCAAACUGGAUAAGGAGGCAAAAACGCAGACGAUAUUAAAUGUAUCGAUUUAACCGCAAUAAUUGUCUAACUUUCAAUUUGCUAUUGAUUAUAAAACUGUGGAAAACAAUAACAAAAACAAACAAAAAAAAUUGUAAUUAUUU
Molecule: messenger RNA, 1043 nt
Organism: Cynoglossus semilaevis (tongue sole)
Lineage: Eukaryota; Metazoa; Chordata; Actinopteri; Pleuronectiformes; Cynoglossidae
Product: transcription factor Sox-14
Exons: 1
Coding region: 167-913 (248 amino acids)
Biological process (GO): brain development; neuron differentiation; negative regulation of transcription by RNA polymerase II
Cellular component (GO): nucleus
Molecular function (GO): DNA-binding transcription activator activity, RNA polymerase II-specific; RNA polymerase II cis-regulatory region sequence-specific DNA binding
Source: RefSeq, a predicted model, not a curated record